Molecule: messenger RNA, 237 nt
Organism: Mesorhabditis belari
Lineage: Eukaryota; Metazoa; Nematoda; Chromadorea; Rhabditida; Rhabditidae
Source: the annotation of a GenBank genome assembly
AUGAAGAGAAUCAUCGUUAUUUUACUCGUAUUCGCUUUCUGUUUUGCACAAGAACAGAAGAAAAAAUGUGGAAGAAAUGAGCAAUGGGUUGGCCCGUGUGCGUCGCGUUGUGAGGGAACUUGUGAACAACCUGUCCCAGAAGUGUGCACACUGGAGUGCUAUCAGGGCUGCAAAUGUAAACCAGGUUUCGUUCGUCACAACAGGAAAUGUAUCAACCUCAAAAAUUGCCCGAAAGUC